AUGAAUCAGAUCAAACAGUUACACGCGCACAGUCUCAGAAUUGGCUUGGACGAAACCAAAGAUCUCUUACAACGAUUGCUUCUGAUUCCAAAUCUUGUUUAUGCCCGAAAGCUCUUUGAUCUUCAUCGAAACCCUUGUAUCUUCCUCUACAACAAGCUAAUUCAAGCUUACUCUGUUCAUAGCAAUCCUCAUGAAUCUAUCUUCCUCUUCAAUCUCCUCUCUUUCGAUGGUCUCCGACCAAAUCACCACACUUUCAAUUUCGUAUUUGCUGCUUCUGCUUCGAUUUCGUCAGUUAGACCUUUACGGAUGCUUCAUUCGCAGUUUUUUAGAUCCGGGUUUGAGUCAGAUUCCUUCUGCUGCACUGCUUUAGUCUCUGCCUACGCGAAGCUAGGAUCAUUGUGUUGUGCGCGCAGGGUGUUCGACGAAAUGUCUAACCGAGAUGUACCAGUGUGGAAUGCGAUGAUCACGGGUUACAAAAGACAAGGCGAUAUGAAGGCAGCGAUGGAGUUGUUUGAUUCAAUGCCUUGUAAGAACGUAAUCUCGUGGACCACCGUUAUUUCUGGUUUUGCUCAGAACGGGAAUUACUCUAAAGCUUUAACGAUGUAUUUGUGUAUGGAGAAAGACAAAUCCGUGAAACCGAAUCAUAUUAGUGUAGCUAGUGUUCUUCCGGCUUGUGCGUUUCUUGGGGAUUUGGAGGUUGGUCGAAGAAUAGAAGCGUAUGCUAGAGAGAACGGGUUCUUUGAUAACAUUUACGUCAGUAAUGCUACACUAGAAAUGUACUCAAAAUGUGGAAUGAUUGAUGCAGCGAAACGGAUAUUCGAUGAAAUGGGCAAUCAGAGAAAUUUGUGUUCAUGGAACUCCAUGAUCUGUAGCCUAGCUACUCAUGGGAAACACGCCGAUGCUCUCGAUCUUUAUUCCCAAAUGCUGGGAAAAGGAGAAAAACCUGACGCAGUUACAUUUGUUGGGUUGCUGCUAGCUUGUGUUCAUGGUGGGAUGGUGGUGAAGGGCAAAGAAUUGUUCAAGUCCAUGGAGGACGUUCACAAGAUUUCCCCAAAGCUAGAGCACUACGGAUGCAUGAUCGAUCUCUUGGGGCGUGUUGGGAAGCUACAGGAAGCUUAUGAUCUCAUCAAAACAAUGCCUAUGAAGUCAGAUGCUGUAGUAUGGGGAACCCUUUUGGGAGCUUGUAGUUUCCAUGGAAAUGUUGAGAUAGCAGAGAUAGCAAGCGAGGCGCUGUUCAAGCUUGAACCUUCAAAUCCAGGUAAUUGUGUGAUCAUGUCGAAUAUCUAUGCAACGAAUGAGAAGUGGGAUGGAGUUUCGAGGAUGAGAAAGAUGAUGAAGAAGGAAAUGUUGACAAAAGCUGCUGGAUAUAGCUAUUUAGUGGAAGUUGGAGUCGAAGUUCAUAACUUUACUGUGGAAGAUAAAUCACACCCAAGAUCUUAUGAGAUCUAUCAGGUUCUUGAUGAAAUUUCCCGGAGAAUGAAACCAAAGAAGAGUUACUUUGACUCUAUAAUGCAGCAUGAACAACUAUGCAUAUAG
Molecule: messenger RNA, 1536 nt
Organism: Arabis nemorensis
Lineage: Eukaryota; Viridiplantae; Streptophyta; Magnoliopsida; Brassicales; Brassicaceae
Source: the annotation of a GenBank genome assembly